Molecule: messenger RNA, 849 nt
Organism: Moneuplotes crassus
Lineage: Eukaryota; Ciliophora; Spirotrichea; Euplotida; Euplotidae
Source: the annotation of a GenBank genome assembly
UUUUAAAUGAGUGAUAUUUUUAACCAUCAGAUGAGCCAAGUUGAUGAAGUUAGGGUCUCAAGGAUGAAGAGAGUCCAUUUCUGGGUCUGUACUUUAAAUGUAGCCUUACUGGUCUUUGGAAUUGCAACAGUCAAUGCACGAUUUAACCCUUACCUGCUUGUAGAAGUGGUAAUGGGAUGAGUAUUUGUGGGAUUUGCAGUGAUAUAUGUUCAUUUUCCAAGGACAUGAAUUGGGAGAAGUAGAUCUACAAAAAUUUUACUGAUUUUGUAUUUCCCCUUUUCAGCCAUUUCAACUUUGUUUAUGAUAACAUCAGCUUCACUGUUAUGGCCAAUCUCAGGCAUCUUCCCAUGGCAAACAGAAGGUGUGAAAAAUUUCGGAGAUUAUAUGUUCUUUAUAUCUUGAUUUCUCUUGGGAGUGAUACCAACGAUCCAUUCUAUCAGCGUCUUAAUAGUCUGGAGAAAUAGAUCUAAUAUUGCUGCAAGACUUCAAAACCAGGAAAGAACAAGAUGGAUGGUCGGCAUCCCAGUUGAGACUAAAUGCCACUUCAUUCCAAUCCACUCCACAAUUCCUUCCUACACUCCUAUCAAUUCCUGACCCCCACCCUCCCAUCAUGAAGCACCAUAAGUCUCACUUACAGUUCUAAACCCUAAUUCCUCUAAAACCUCUCAAAUUAUUUUUACUAUUUCGCCUCCUGCUAAAAUUCAAAUCUCUCACUUAAAAUUUAUAAAAUCCACAUGUAAUUCCUAUAGAAAUUGCUACUCCAUUCUUGUUUGGCCAGAGGCCAAACAAGAAUGGCAACAGAAAGUCUACAGCUAUUCCUUCAUUUUUGAUGUUUUUAUAUAGAAAUUC